AAAUGAGUCAUAGCAGCAGCUGUUUGUGGGUGUGACCCUUUACCUUGGUUACCUGCUUCAGGUGUGGCUCACACACAUUUCCCGAUUGUUAGAGAAGCAAAGCGUCGCAGGUUUUAGACAAACAUGGACUUUGAUCUGUCCUCAGCGUGUGAUCAAGAGGAGCAGGUGAAGAAGGACGAAGCCCAGAAAGAUGAGAUUAACUGGCCCUUUGGCAAAAACAAAGACGAGGACAAAAAGAGUGACGACAAGUCUGAUAGCAAAGACAAGGACAGCAAGGACAAGUCUGAUAGCAAAGACAAGCACAGCGAAGACAAGUCUGAUAGCAAAGACAAGAAGGACAAAAAGGACAAAUCUGACAAGGACAAAAAGGACAAAUCUGACAAGAAGGACAAAAAGGACAAAAAGGACAAGGAAAAAUCCAAAGAUAAAGGCAAAUCCAAGGACAAAGAGAGCCAUGAUGGUAAGAAGAAAAAGAAGGAAAAGAAAGAAGGAAAACAUGGACAUUCUUCGUCCAACAGUGAUGAGGACUGAUGCAGUCUCUCCAGUCUGGUCCAAUGGUGUUGGCGUCAUUGAGCUGUGCCACCUUUUAACAUUUUGUAAACAAGCCUGGUUCUUGAAAUAAAUGUGAUGACAAAUA
Molecule: messenger RNA, 637 nt
Organism: Nothobranchius furzeri (turquoise killifish)
Lineage: Eukaryota; Metazoa; Chordata; Actinopteri; Cyprinodontiformes; Nothobranchiidae
Source: RefSeq, a predicted model, not a curated record